UAACGUGCUAGAUAAGAUAUAAGUACAUGUUUUUGAAAGCAUUUAAUAAACUUAUAAGAAGCAAAUUUGAUUCAUUUUAUCAAAAUAAAAAUGCUAUAUUAAAGGGAACAGAUGUCAAAGGAAAUGUCUUUUAUGAAAAGGAAGUUAAUGGAAAGAAAAGAAGGUAUUUUGAACCUCUUAAUAAUAAGGAUGAAUAUAGUCCAGUUGAGCUAGACAUUGAAUGGGAAUCCUGGUUGAGAAACAAAAGAGAAAAUCCUCCGUCUAAAGAGGAAAUUAAAAACAGGAUAAAUGAGACAUUAAUAAUAAAAAAAAGAGUAGAAUUAUUAAAUAAAAAACAGAUCAAAAAAGAAAAUGAAUCACAAGGCUCGUUUCCAAAAUAUUCCGAUUUUAAAUAAGAUAUAUAUUUAAGUAUAUUGUAAUGUAUUAUACAUAUCGAAUUUUAUAAAAAACUUUACAGCGCAAACACCUAACCAUUUCUAUUUUUAAUAUAAUUUUUUUUAAAAAUUUUGUUACAAUUUUCAAACAAUUGGGUAGUAUAGGAUCUCAAUUGAUAUUAUAGAGCAAAAUAUUUAAGGAUUCAUAUAUCCUAGCCUUAGAUAAAUCAGCCUUAUAAUAUAUUAUAUAAAUAUGGGUUUAUUUUUCAGUAUAAAAAUAUUUUCAAAUUUUAUAAUAUAGUUGAUAUAAUAAAAUUGGCAAUUCAAUCAAAAUAA
Messenger RNA from Gordionus sp. m RMFG-2023, 710 nucleotides. RefSeq names its product NADH dehydrogenase [ubiquinone] 1 alpha subcomplex assembly factor 2-like. NCBI's taxonomy places the organism in Eukaryota, Metazoa, Nematomorpha, Gordioida, Chordodea, Parachordodidae. The record is from RefSeq and is a predicted model, not a curated record. Gene Ontology annotation, biological process: mitochondrial respiratory chain complex I assembly. The transcript has 6 exons. Bases 27 to 395 code for a protein of 122 amino acids. Gene Ontology annotation, cellular component: membrane; mitochondrion.